GUAUAUUUACGGAUCGUGAAGGCGACGGCAUGUCUUUAUGGACUAGUUCGUGUACGUUCAUAAAAUUAAUUUAGCCAAACAAGGGAAAUUAGGAAGAUUCAGGUUGGCUUGAGGCCUAGGCAUUCAGGAUUGAAAUGAGAGGUGUUCAAAAAUCAAGACGAUGGAAAGCAGAGCAUCCCAUUAUCAAAGGGCCGAGAUUAGACCCCUCAGAGCGUACCCUCGCCCUGCCCCUCGAGAAUCAGAUGAGGGAACUGGAAGUAGAGGCAAGGGAGAGAAGGAAUAGAAUGAGUAGUACAGAAAACUCCAUUAUCAGGCAGCCAACAAGAGAAACUCCAAUAAUAUACCGCUCAGGGCACACCGUCAAUCUACCUAACAUGAACCAGAAUAGAGAACGGAUAGUCGAAUCACGAGAGAGAAGGGAGAGAUGUCGUAGUAGAGAAACUCCCAUUUUGGGGGAGCCCAGGGAUUAUUCCUCGGGACACACCUUCAGUUUACCUCUCGAGAAUCAUCUUGAAGAAGGAGAACCCGAUUCCAUAACUGAUCAGCAACCAAUAUAUACUAUCUACACAGAGGUAAUAGAGGAACAACCAACAAAUCAUAAUAAUGGAGGGGGAGGCGAAUUUCUGCAUGAUGAGAACCGGAUGAGGGAACUGUCGGCCAGUUCGCCACCGCCGCCAUCAUAUGCUCAACUGAUCAGACUGUUGGUGUCAGCCUGGAUGUUUUGUGGUCUCCGAAAACUUCUAAUUUAG
Messenger RNA from Saccostrea echinata, 749 nucleotides. RefSeq lists its product as uncharacterized. Bases 135 to 749 code for a protein of 204 amino acids. The record is from RefSeq and is a predicted model, not a curated record. The transcript has 6 exons. NCBI's taxonomy places the organism in Eukaryota, Metazoa, Mollusca, Bivalvia, Ostreida, Ostreidae.